UCAAGAAAACCACAAGCGUUAUAAUCGACUGCACUCGAGACAUUAAUACAAUUGAAUGGCAUGUUAGAACGAUUCCCCGUCUUAUCGGCGAAACCGGGAGAUGAGGUUAUCGAGGACAGGUGCGCGGCGAUAUCAUUAAGAGUAUUGUGUUCAGUCAUACCGUGCGAUAGUCUGCCACUGACAACAACGACCCGGAGAUUUGUCGUCUUCCCCUUAGGAAACUUUAUUUUGAUUUUGUGAUCUUGAUGAUCUAUGCGAUCAACGUAGAGACAGUUUCAUUUCCAGUCAUUGUGGUAUUCGUUCCUUUUACAAUAAAUUGCUUCAGGUUUUACCUCUUAAGGUUUCUAUCAAAAAUCAUAAAAACAGAGCGAGUGGAAGUGAGACGUGUUAUCGCUAAAAAUCGUGAUAUUUUGCGCGAGUGUUUUCGUUCAUUAAUCAGAUAACCGGUUGACGCGUUCCAUUUGUUGGGCGUCUGAAAAAACGUAAAAGGAAAAAACAAAUAGGCAUUUCGCGAAAAGACACAAGAUGUCGAGAUGAUUCGUAUCGGAGAGGAAAGAAAUGUGGAAUCGUGGUGGAACUUUGAUCAGAGACGCGGAAUUACGCCCGAGAGUGUUAACGGUUUCGCGAACGCGUUGCAAAUCCAAUUUUCCCUGAAAUGGCAGAUUGAGCUAAGAGAACUUGCGAACAUCUUCAGAUGAGGUCGAUCCUAAAAACGAAGAAUUUAUGUAAUUUUGGAAUUGGCGAAGUUUCGACCGAGGUUUCAUCUUCGGUCCACUGUGACCCAUUAACGGAUCGCGUGUUGACUCGACAUCGGUUUAUCGAGUUGUCAACUCGUAGAAUGUCUUGUUUACUCGCGAUAAUUAUUUCCACGGAGUAUACAAACUCUUAAAAUAGACUACCGUCGGUUUUGAAUCGUUCCUGAACUGUAGCACGUGCAAACAUUCGUUUCGCGUGUAUCCUUUGUUAAAUGCUCGACGUUAGACGAGCUAUUCCUUCGACAAAAAGAACUGGUUUAACGUGACAAAGACUUUUUGUAUUCAACGAUCAUCAUGGACGACACGGACGAUGUGCACGAUUUUUGGAAGGACUGGGAUUUGAAAAAUCUCACGGAGGCUGAGUACUUGACCAAAGUACUAGGGCCUAAGUAUCUUCCUCUGAAGAUGGUGAUACCGCUCACCAUCACGUACGUGGUGAUUUUUGUUACUGGUAUCUUUGGAAACGUUGCCACGUGCACUGUCAUCGUUAGGAAUCCUUCCAUGCAAACGGCCACCAACUACUACUUGUUCAGUCUGGCUAUAUCUGACCUUACUCUACUCGUACUGGGAUUGCCCAACGAAUUGAGCCUUUUCUGGCAGCAAUAUCCAUGGGCGUUAGGAGUCGGUCUUUGCAAAAUCAGAGCAUACGUGUCGGAAAUGUCGUCUUACGUAUCGGUCCUUACGAUAGUGGCCUUUUCCAUGGAAAGAUAUUUGGCCAUUUGUCACCCGCUACAGGUUUACACGAUAAGCGGUCUCAAAAGACCGAUACGUUUCAUUUUAGCUGCAUGGUCGAUCGCAUUGGUCUCAGCGAUACCGUUCGCAAUUUAUACGAAAGUGAACUUAGUCGAGUACCCACCAGGUUCCGGAAACUAUUCAGCCGAUUCGGCGAUUUGCGCGAUGCUUCUGCCGUACAUGCCCGACUUCCCCCUGUACGAGUUAAGUACCAUCGUGUUCUUCCUGGUGCCGAUGCUUAUUAUCCUCGUCGUGUACACGAGAAUGGGUCUAAUGAUUAGAAACAGCGCGAAGGAAACCUUGAACUCGGUCACACACGGCGCGAUUCAUGGAGAUGCCAAACAGGUUCAGUCCAGGAAAUCCGUCAUCAGAAUGCUGAGUGCUGUAGUAAUUUUAUUCUUCGUGUGUUGGGCUCCGUUUCACGCCCAACGACUGUUAUAUGUUUACGCCCAGGAGUCUGACUACUAUCCGGAUCUGAACGAGUGGUUGUAUAUUUUAAGCGGGUGCCUCUACUACUUCAGCACAACCGUGAACCCCAUUGUGUACAAUUUAAUGAGCAUGAAGUACCGGCACGCGUUCAAACAAACGAUUUGCUGCAAAACGAAGAGAAAAAGCCGGACCGCGAACUCUGAGAACUGCCGUAACAAUUCUAACGGAAAGAUACGCAAUUCGAGUUUCAAUAAAAUUAGGUACACUAUCAGCCAGGCGAAAGAAAUGUUUCGAUUCACCGCCAGUCGAGAAAACAUGGACAAAGAUGGGAAUAUGAAUGAUAACGUCUCUCGUAAAUCUUGCGCGUUAAGAAAGGAAGACCCGACGUCUAAACCACUUCUCGAUCGAAUACAUUCCGUUGUACAGGAACAAAAUAGCAAUUCAAGCACCGCGUUUCAUACCGAAACAGAGAAAUCCAUGUCUACGACUACCAGCGCUUUGUGAUGUAUGCACAGAAAAGUUUAGCGGUUGUUCAAACGUUACGAGAGAUUAUUGUAAAUAAUUGGUGAAUUUACCAGCCGUAUUAUUUCGGCACGAAUUAUUUAUUUUCUGACGGAACCUGUGUAUUAUAUACUCUUUUAAGUCGAUUUGUACUCAAUUAUGAAGGCUACAUAUUUAAUAAAAAUUUAGUUUAAAGAUUUAUAUAAGUAAUACGAAUUGUUUUGUCGCACUUUUUCAAUCUCUGUUCUAUGUAUACUUCUUUGAUCAAAGUUCUGUUUCGAAGGAAACUCAAUAAAUACAGUGCAAUUAAAAUGCGACUUUUAACGCGUCAAUAAAUCGCAGCUGUUCAUAAUUUU
Molecule: messenger RNA, 2773 nt
Organism: Megachile rotundata (alfalfa leafcutting bee)
Lineage: Eukaryota; Metazoa; Arthropoda; Insecta; Hymenoptera; Megachilidae
Product: neuropeptides capa receptor-like
Biological process (GO): neuropeptide signaling pathway
Cellular component (GO): plasma membrane
Molecular function (GO): neuromedin U receptor activity
Source: RefSeq, a predicted model, not a curated record